GCGGCCAUGGGCGACUUCCAGGUGCACCGCGUGCGGCUCUUCGCCUUCCUGCCGGCCGGGCUCCGCUGCCUCGCCGCCGGCCCCUCCGCCCGCCUGGCCGCCGCCCGCGUCGACGGCGCCCUCGAGCUCUACAGCCUGCAGGCCAACGGCUUCCAGGAGAAGGUCAUUCCAGGCCACGAAAGGAGGAUCCCAGAGGCUCUCUCCUGGGCUGGAGGAAACCGGCUCUUUGGUGCAGGCCUCAGUGGAGAAAUCAUUGAAUACGAUCUGGAGAGGCUCAGUAUCAAAUAUUCAUUAGACGCCUUUGGAGGCCCCAUCUGGAGCAUGGCAGCCGAUCCCACUGGAGCUCAAUUAGCGGUUGGUUGCGAAGAUGGAUCUGUUAAGCUCUUCCAUGUCUUACCUGAAAGAAUCCAGUUUGAGAGGAGCUUGGACCGGCAGAAAGGCCGCGUUCUGUCUGUCUCCUGGCACUCCUCUGGGGCCAGGAUUGCUGCUAGCUCCAUCGACCUCAUCCGUGUCUUUGAUGUCAAAUCAGGACACGCCGUCCAGCGGCUUCUUGUGGACAGACGUGCCAAAGGCUACUACACCCAGAAGAGCGUAGUGUGGAGCGUGGCCUUCCUGUCAGACGGCGCCAUUGUCAGUGCAGAUUCUUCUGGGAAGGUGCAGUUCUGGGACUCAGAGGUGGGCACGCUGCUCCAGACGUGUGUGGUCAGCAACUCCGCUGUGCUGUGCCUGGCAGUGUCAGAGGCAGAAGACAGCAUUGUGGUUGGCACAUCAGAGGGGGCCGUGUACCAGUUCCAGCUGCUCCCGGUGAAGAUGGGCAGCACCGAGCGCCAGUGGGUGCGGACAAAGCCAUUCCAGCACCACACGCACGACGUGAGGGCUGUGGCACACACGGCCACAGCGCUCAUCUCUGGAGGAUUGGAUGGACAGCUGGUGAUCCGGCCACUCAUGGAGAAGGUGGAGUCCAGGAGCUAUGAAGCUGCGGUUCGAAAAGUCACCUUCCCCCACAGGCGCCUUGUCUCUUGUGCCGGGAAAGCCCGUCUUCUCCUUUUCCAGUACCCACAACACCUGGAGCUGUGGAGACUUGGAGCCACCAGUGCCACGGGAAGAGAUGGGGAAGUCUUGCCUGUGUCCUGCCCCCCUGAGCACUUGCUCCAGCUCAAGAACAAGGGCCCUGAGCACAUCAGCAGCAGCUGCAUCUCGCCCUGUGGCGGCUGGAUUGCCUACUCCACGGCUUCGCGACUGUGUCUAUACCGAGUGCAGCUCACGGGCGAGCAAGUUGCCCUGCAGAGGGUUCCCAAGGUGCCAAAACUGGCUCGUGGAGCCCACCAGCUCCUUUUUUCUGUGGACUCGACUCGAUUGUUUGUGGCAUCGGAUCAGGGCUCUGUGCAUAUGCUCAAGCUCUUGCAGUCAGGGGCCUGCAAGCACCUGCUCACCCUCCACCCCGGCUCAGAAUCCACAGAAGCUGCGCUGCUGCUGGCAGUGAGUGCCGAUAGCAGCUGGUUAGCUGUUGCUAGUAGCGAUGGGCAAGUCAACAUCUACAACCUGCAAAAUGCCAAGCCUCACUGCAUGGUGCCUGCAUACAGCUGCCCAGUGACUGCCCUGGCCAUUCACCCAGUGACCAACAACCUGGUUGUUGCCCAUUCAGAUCAGCAGGUGUUUGAAUUCAGCAUCCUGGACAAAGCGUACACGCCCUGGAGCCGGAAGGUGCAGCAGCAAGGCCUGCACAGGGACUGGCUGGAGCGCGACACGCCUGUCACUCACAUCGCCUUCAACCCCAAGGAGUCCAGCCACAUCCUGCUGCAUGACACGCAUAUGUUCUGCCUCCUGGACAAGUCCCUGCCACUACCAGAGGACACGGCCAUUCUAUGCAACCAGCCAUCGCUGAAGCACCUGCCCAGGGCGGCCCGGCACAAGUCUGCCCACGCCUUCAAGAUCUGCAAGAAAUACCAGCCUCUGCUGUUUGUGGAUCUGCUGGAUGAGAAAACCUUUGUGGUGGUGGAGCGGCCCCUGAUGGACAUCAAAGCACAGCUGCCCCCGCCUGUCUAUCAGAAGAAGUUUGGCACGUAAAGGCUGCACUGGUCAGUGUGAAAACUCUCUGUGCUGUAAGACCUCUGCAGAACUGCAGCCAGGCUGCCUCUUCGUCUUCCCGGCUGCAGGAGCCCAGGGCAGCAGUCUCCCAGGUGCGCUGACGCUGAAGCAGGUGAGCUUGGCGCAGGGCAAGCCCGCCACUCUCAGCUCCUGCAUCCAGCUCCCCUGCCCUUUUCUCUUGCUUCCCCCCCCCCCCCCCGGACAUUUCUCAGAUGCUGGAGUCUUUUUUACAACCCUGCAAUCCAGGCUGGGAAGAAAAGUCCAUGCUGUCCUUGACGAAUGGCAGCUGAAGGCGUGGCUGGGUUCCUUUGAGUCAGAAUGGCUGGUAGUCUAGUUGCCUCGGGAGGUUCUUUGGAAAUGGACCGGAGCACCUCCUGGCCAACGCAGGAGCCAGGGUCCAAGAUCCCAGCCGGCUUCCAGACUGCCUUCUAAUGUUCCCAGGGCCCUGCUGGCAGACGAGUUAACUGGUUUCAGUCCACUCACCCAGCCGGGGAAGAGGCUGCCCCCUCCUUUCAGCUGCUUUUCUCUGGAAAUUGGGAGCAUGUUGCUAAGUUUCUGGGAUUCCUGCGCAAUGAGAACUCUGCAGAUUUGGGGCAUCCAAAAAAAGCCCCCAAAGAAAAACACACCAGGCUGCUGGGGUGGGGAAUUUGUGGGGGGCAGGGUGGAGAGAAAUUUGUGAAGCUGCUCGAGGGACAGCCUGCUGGGACCCUUGUGGAAGCUGAAAGGAUCAAGAUGGAAACCUGACUGAAGAUCGGGCUGAAUCUAGAACUCAUCAACUCUCAUUCAGCUGUGAGACAUCAAGGUCUUUGCAAAACAGUGGGCUGUAGUUUGUUGCACAGAUAUUUACUAUUGAUUUUGGGCCAGUUUAAAAUGUAUUUGUGAGGUGGUCAUGAAAGUAAAACGUCACUUCUCUUAA
This is a messenger RNA of Eublepharis macularius, 3004 nucleotides long. It is a transcript of the gene UTP4, whose product is annotated as UTP4 small subunit processome component. The transcript has 16 exons. The record is from RefSeq and is a predicted model, not a curated record. Gene Ontology annotation, cellular component: small-subunit processome; 90S preribosome; t-UTP complex. Gene Ontology annotation, molecular function: RNA binding; protein binding. Gene Ontology annotation, biological process: maturation of SSU-rRNA from tricistronic rRNA transcript (SSU-rRNA, 5.8S rRNA, LSU-rRNA). NCBI's taxonomy places the organism in Eukaryota, Metazoa, Chordata, Lepidosauria, Squamata, Eublepharidae. The coding region runs from base 7 to 2067 and encodes 686 amino acids.